AUAUUUAUAUCGUGCCUAGGAUGGCAAAGAGGUGAAGCAUACAUGCUAAGGUUUUCCAUGCUAGGGGUUUCUAUCAGUACAUUGUGAAAAGAUGGCAAAAACUAGGGAUCGAACAGAAGAUUUCAAGGAUGCUGUCCACACUUCGGCUGUUUCCUCAGGAUACACUGAGUCCAAACUGGCUCCAGUCAUGGCAUCUUUCAUCAUGCGCAAACCUACACAGAGGUUGCCAUUUACAAAAGCUUCACUAAAGACGCUUGAAAGCAUAAACGAAUUGGAGCAUUUUAUUGUAAGGCACCAAAAGGAUUAUUUGAAUUUACAUCGUACUACUGAACAAGAAAGGGACAACAUCGAACAUGAAGUCAGUGUUUUUGUUAAAGCAAGCAAGGAACAGAUUGAUAUUCUAAAAAAUAGGAUUUAUGAUGAGGAGAAGCAUGAAAAUGCAACAAGAUGGCUUCCCAUUCUUAGUGAUGGUUCCCAUGCAGAUGAGGUAGCUCACAAGCAUGGUGUGGUUUUGAUUUUAAGUGAACGACUUCAUUCAGUUACUUCUAAGUUCGAUCAACUUAGAUCUAUACGGAUUCAAGAUGCUAUUAAUAGAGCAACGCCGAGACGAAAGAAGCAUUCAUUUCCCACCACCAAAUCACAAGAAGUGCUUAAAUCUGAUUUUACUGAGCCUGAAGGCCUGGAACUUUCUAGUGGGCCUAUUAGAGUGCAGAAUCAACUGCUUGACGAUGAAACACUUGCACUUCAGGUAGAGUUGACAAGUCUGUUGGAUGCCGUACAAGAAACUGAAACUAAAAUGGUUGAAAUGUCAGCGCUGAAUCAUCUCAUGUCGACUCACGUCUUGCAACAGGCUCAGCAAAUUGAGCUUUUGUAUGAGCAGGCGGUGGAAGCAACAAAGAAUGUAUGUGGAGUGGGCAACAAGGAGCCGACCCAGGCUCCUCCUUCGUUCCCGUGCUUGGAUCCUUGGCGAACUGCCCGGCCAGUAAUCAACGCUGCAACUCCUCCAGUUAAGCUUAAUCGUCCGUUGGCUUCGCUUGCACCCUCCUCCUUCGUCGAUGCUUGA
This is a messenger RNA of Dendrobium catenatum, 1063 nucleotides long. RefSeq names its product syntaxin-81. Gene Ontology annotation, cellular component: endoplasmic reticulum; SNARE complex. The coding region runs from base 92 to 1063 and encodes 323 amino acids. The record is from RefSeq and is a predicted model, not a curated record. Lineage: Eukaryota; Viridiplantae; Streptophyta; Magnoliopsida; Asparagales; Orchidaceae. Gene Ontology annotation, biological process: retrograde vesicle-mediated transport, Golgi to endoplasmic reticulum. The transcript has 8 exons.